CUUGGUCCUCCGGAUAAGGGGAGCCUGUUUCCCUUCCACGUGGGAAUCGUGGUGGUGGUCAUGGCGGAGGGGCAGCCUGGGUCCCUCGAGCUUCUGGACUUGCGGGAGAGGGUAGACGCGGACCUUCCUGCCGCGCUGGCCUUGCUGAAGUCCCUCCAAGAGCAGGUGGUCGGAGUGACACAUCAUGUGCAACGUCUGGCAAAGACCGUGCGGGAAGGCGGCUACUCCACCGAGAAGGGCCUCAGUUUCCUAGAAGUGAAAAACCACCUCCUCCUCUUCUACCUCCAAGAUCUUGCUCAUCUGGUCCUGGAAAAAACCUUGGGACACUCCGUAGCUGAGCAUCCGGCCCGGCUGCGCUUGGUGGAAACCCGGACGGUGCUGGAGAAGAUGCGCCCCAUCGAUCAGAAGCUGAAGUACCAGGUGGACAAACUAGUGAAGGCGGCCAUGAUGGGGGCGCUGGGUGAAAAUGACCCACUGAGGUUCAAGCCGAAUCCCAACAACCUGGUGAACAAGCUCAGCGACUCGGAAGACGAGGAGGGCGAAGACACUGGUGGUGCAAAGGAUUCUGGGAAGGGGCUGUCCAAAGGAGGAAGCAAAAAAUAUGCCCCCCCUCGGCUGGUGCCUAUGCAUUACAAUGAAUCGGAGGCGGAGAAGGAGAGGAAGUUGCUUGAGCGGGCCAAGAAGAGGGCCCUCAGCAGCUCCAUCAUCCGGGAGCUGAAAGAGCAGUACUCGGAUGCCCCGGAGGAGGUCCGAGAGGGGCGCUACGCUCACGCCAGCAGGCUGAGCCGCGAGGAUGCGCACCGGACCAACUACGAAGAGAGCAUGAUGACCCGGCUCAACAUGACCCGGAAGGAGAAGGCCCGCCGGAGGCGAGAGGCGGUCCUGGGCACCCAGCUCGGCUCGCUCACCCACUUUGGGGACAUCAGCGCUUUGACGGGGGUGACGGCCCCCUUGGGAGAGGGUUUGAGCCCUCAAAAGAAGAAAAGGAAGACGGUUGGCGUGAAAAAGGGAAAGAAGAAAAAGGGUUUCCACAGGAGGCGAUAACCCUCUCACUCCUCGGGGGCUCAUCUCUGCCAGCCCCCCAAUACCUUGGAUUUACACACCUGUUACCAUGUAUGGGGUGAGGGAGAGACAUUUGCUAACAAUAAAACUUGAGUGCCAUCUUC
Varanus komodoensis (Komodo dragon) is the source of this 1166-nucleotide messenger RNA. RefSeq names its product neuroguidin (gene NGDN). Gene Ontology annotation, biological process: maturation of SSU-rRNA from tricistronic rRNA transcript (SSU-rRNA, 5.8S rRNA, LSU-rRNA). NCBI's taxonomy places the organism in Eukaryota, Metazoa, Chordata, Lepidosauria, Squamata, Varanidae. The transcript has 11 exons. The coding region runs from base 61 to 1044 and encodes 327 amino acids. The record is from RefSeq and is a predicted model, not a curated record. Gene Ontology annotation, cellular component: nucleolus; small-subunit processome.